Molecule: messenger RNA, 2303 nt
Organism: Malaclemys terrapin pileata
Lineage: Eukaryota; Metazoa; Chordata; Testudines; Emydidae
Gene: CFAP418
Product: cilia and flagella associated protein 418
Exons: 6
Coding region: 389-1006 (205 amino acids)
Cellular component (GO): cytosol
Source: RefSeq, a predicted model, not a curated record
GCCAUUGCAGAAAGGCGCUGAGGUAGGUAUUGACUAUGCUUCUUAUCGUGCUGCACCAGUCUCCAUCACUACAAGUAGUCGUGGCCGAGUGGUUAAGGCGAUGGACUAGAAAUCCAUUGGGGUCUCCCCGCGCAGGUUCGAAUCCUGCCGACUACGAGCCGAAAGUAAUUUUUGGCGGGGGCCCCUGGAGCUUUCCGUGUUUGUGCGGGUAACGCGGCGGCGGUCCGGGGAUGUUUUAUUCGUUUGCAGGAGAGGAGGGGCGGCAGCCGUGCCCCCGACGCUCGAAGCCUUUCCGCGGAGGCGCGCCCAGCCCGUGCCCUCCCCUCCCCCCCACCGUGGCGCGCGACCCGGCGGGCUCUUUGGCAACCGCCGACGGCCCGGCCCGGCGAUGGCGGAGGAUCUGGACGCGCUGUUGGACGAAGUGGAGACCAAGUUCUGCCGCCUACAGGCGCAGGGGGCGGUCGGGAAGCGAGACCGCGGCGGAGGCGAGGAGGCGGCCGGGGAGAGGGACAGAUCAGCUAAAAUACUAACAAAGGCUGUCAUCGAUGAAGAGGACAUAGAUGACAUAAUUAAAGAUAUCAUUGAUGAAAGCAGCUUUUCCAAAAAACCUGUGAAACUGAAAUCCAAAUCUGCAAGUCCCACAUCUGAAAGAAAUAGUGCUUCCAUUCAGGCUCAUGGUAAAAGCUGUUGUCCAGUGUAUCUUGGUGGAAGCUCUACACCACGUGGUAUAGGAACAAAUAUUUCACAGAGAUCAUGUGAUCAGCUACGUUGUACUGCCUGUGACUUCAAUGUGUCUCAUUACAAUGACUACCAAUGGGAUAAGUCAUGUGAUUAUCUCUUUUUCAGGAAUAACAUGCCUGAACUCAGUAAAUUAAGAGCAAAGAUGAUAAAGAAGAAGGGAUCACGGGCUUAUGCUUGUCAGUGCAGUUGGAGAUCCAUUGAUGAACUAACUGACCUCCGAACAGACCGGCAGCUUCGUUGGGUCUGUGGUAAACAUGUAGAAUGAAGUCUUCUCAUGUUUGGUAUGCGUUCCUGUGUGAAAACAGACUUUCAAGUCAAACUGACUUCCUUUUAGCAUGCAUUUCCCACUCCAUUUUCUGAGAACAGAAAGGAAGCUGAACAUGUUAUCUAGAGCUAGAUCGUGACACUGAAUUCAAAACUGAACGUUUUUCCUCUCACUGUAACUGUCUCAUGAAUUAAGGGAAUUCAUAGAGGAAACAGUCAGUUUGGAGGCAUUCUGUUCCCUAGAGUGCCAGCUACAGGUGACAUUAGAAGUGUCAAUGAGAAGUGGGGUUGAAGAGCCCCUCCCCUAGUGCCAAUGGAGGGAGAAGAAGCCAAUGAAACCAAACGGAGCACGAAAAAAGGGAAGAGCAAGAGCCCCGAGCCAGCAGAAGUCUGUACAAGAUCUGUGACUCCAUGGAGUUGGGGAGCAGCCACGCCCUAUGGCACUCUUUCAGAGAUGGGUGGAUAUCCGCAUGGGAAUUAAUGCUCCUCCUCCCACUCUGCCUGUAGCCUUAUGCAGGGGUGGCAAGGUGUGCUGCCCAGGGAGUGAGUAGUAGUACAGAUCGAAAUGGAUGAGAACAAGACCAGCUGUCACCACACAGGGCUUCACUUUCCUUUACCCUCAAAUCCCCAAGAGCUGCAGAUUUUGGAGACUCCAAUCCAAGCUCCUUAGUGCUCACUACUCUUUAGUUUCCUCAAAGCCCUUUGUCCAGAGUAAGACAUUCCGUGGAGACUCUGAGGUUCACCACUUAGUUUCUUGGCCUGGUCUCUCCUCGCUCUUUUGUUUCACUGCAGGGAGGGGACAGUAUGGCCCUGAAUUAUUUAACGAUAUUCAAUAAGUUAAGAUGGGGAAAUAUUAGCUCUGCAACAGUUAACAAAGAUGCUCACAUUUAAGAGUCAACAAGAUAUAUCCCAACUGUCCUCGUGUUUGGGUUUUUCAGUUAAAAGCUUCAUUUCAGAAAUAUUCCACCCCCCAAAAGUGUGACUUGCCCAUUGCAUUCCCCCUUAAAACAGCUCCCAGUAUCAUGUUAGUUGAUGAGAUGUUUUGAUUUAAUAUUAAUGUCAUAGUAGCUAAUAACCCCUUGUUUUCUUCACUACCUCCAUAUUUAAAAUAUGCACAAGUAUUAUGUAUGGCUUGUUUUGUUUCAGCACUGGAAAUUAUCAUAUUGAAAAAUGGACUAUAGUUCAAUUUCGGCAAAGGGGAUGGGAUCAUUUCAUACAGUGAUGUAAAAGAAAAUGGAAUGAAAACACUGUACUGAAACUAUUUUUACUAUUCAAUAAAAUAGUAUUCUAAGGAUUAA